This is a messenger RNA of Limanda limanda (common dab), 2862 nucleotides long. RefSeq names its product faciogenital dysplasia (gene fgd). The transcript is spliced from 19 exons. Gene Ontology annotation, molecular function: metal ion binding; guanyl-nucleotide exchange factor activity. The record is from RefSeq and is a predicted model, not a curated record. The coding region runs from base 66 to 2768 and encodes 900 amino acids. Gene Ontology annotation, biological process: cytoskeleton organization; filopodium assembly. NCBI's taxonomy places the organism in Eukaryota, Metazoa, Chordata, Actinopteri, Pleuronectiformes, Pleuronectidae. Gene Ontology annotation, cellular component: cytoplasm.
UUCUCUCCGAGAGGAAGAAGGACGCGUUCCGCAGAGAAAAGAGCCGGAGACGAAGUUUGUGCAGGAUGCAGGAGGUUCCAGCUACUGACCUCCCUGCCUCCGCCCUGCAGUACCAGUGUGGACCCCUGGACUACCCGUGUUCUCCACAGCUGGUUAAGAAAGGUCCGACCCCCAGACCAUGGCACGACCGGCCCGCCAUCAAACCCCGGCCCCAGCCCUCCUCCUCACCCAGACCGCAGACCGCUCAGAAACCUCAAGUGCCCCCUAAACCAGCGCACCUGCUCGCCCUCGGGCAAGACAAGAAACCUAAGAGGAUCCCCCCGGCGCCCUCCAGGCCUUUGCCAGCACCCCCUCCUCCACCGAAGCCAAAGCCGAAUCUGCCCCCUCCUGUCCCGGGAGCACAGCCGCAGAGGGAGGCCCAGAAGGUGGGGCUGCUCAUCGAGAGGUUCGAGAAUUCAAGGGUCCCAAUCCUGGGGGUGCUCCCACGCUCCCAGCUGCACCUGUGCCUGAGAAUGGACACUGCGAACGACAUCAACUCCUCCUGCGGCCAGGACCCGGCGGCGGCGAAGGCUGCACGAGACGCCUCCGCUGUGGACAAACUUGCACUUGGCAACUCCGACCUGUCUGAACUCUCCUGCCUGGCCUCCAUGCACAUCCACGGCUCGGAUGAGGCCGCGCUGGACGAGUGUGCGGAGGUCGAGAUCACGCACGGCAUCGGUUGCCUUGACGACGUGGGCUCCUCCCACGAGCUCCUGGACAAUCCGGACUCCUCGGAGCAGAACGGGAAGAUUCCCAAUCGGGACAGCGGCAUCGACAGCCCGUCGUGCGCCGCGGACGGAGAGGUGUUCCCCAACGAGGACGCCAUCGACGAGGAGGAUCAUUACGACAGCGUCACGGAGACGGAGAGCGUGUCCUGCUGCGUUACCGUGGGCAACAAGCGCGACUCAACGCAGGAUGAGGACAGUGACUUGGACGAGGGCAGCAGUGGGGACAUGCACCCUCUGACAGACACACAAACUGGGUACACAGCAGACACAACGUCGACAGAGGCGUACAAAUGCUCAGAGGCUCAGAGACUCCUGAACAUCGCCAAGGAGCUUCUCCACACCGAAGAGGCCUACGUCAAGAGACUCAACCUCCUCGACCAGGUAUUUUGCACUAAGCUCACAGAGGCUGGAAUCCCUCAGGAUGUCAUUACAGGGAUCUUCUCCAACAUCUCCUCCAUCUACUGCUUCCACGACAAGUUCCUGCUGCCCGAGCUCAAGACGCGGAUCACAGGAGAGUGGGACUCGAACCCUCGUAUUGGAGACAUCCUCCAGAAGCUGGCUCCGUUUAUGAAGAUGUAUGGAGAGUAUGUGAAGAACUUCGACCGGGCGAUGGACCUGGUUAACACCUGGACGCAGCGCUCUUCACAGUUCAAGAGUGUUGUCCAGAACAUACAGAAACAGGAUGUGUGUGGGAACCUGACGCUGCAGCACCACAUGCUGGAACCAGUCCAAAGGAUUCCUCGCUACGAGCUGCUGCUCAAAGACUACCUGAAGAAACUGCCCGACGACGCCCUCGACCGGAAAGACGCAGAGAAGGCGGUGGAGCUGAUCUCUACAGCAGCCAACCACUCCAAUGCAGCAAUCAGGAAAAUGGAGAAGAUGAACAAGCUCCUGGAGGUUUACGAGCGGCUCGGGGGGGAGGAGGACAUCGUUAACCCCGCCAACGAGCUCAUCAAAGAAGGACAUAUCAAGAAGAUGUCGGCCAAAAACGGAACGGCACAAGACCGAUACCUCUACUUGUUCAACAACAUGGUGCUGUACUGCGUGCCUAAACUCCGAUUGAUGGGACAGAAGUUCAGUGUCAGAGAGAGGAUUGACAUCGCCGGCAUGGAGGUUCAGGAGAAUAUGAAGCAGAACCUUCCUCACACCUUCGCCAUCAUCGGCAAGCAGCGCUCACUGGAGCUGCAAGCCAGGACAGCUGAAGAGAAGGAAGAUUGGAUUCAGGUGAUCCUGGCCACGAUCGAGAGGCACAAGCAGAACAGCGAGACGUUCAACAAAGCUUUCAACAGCUCCUUCUCUCGAGAGGACGACCACCUCCCUGACUCACCGGGUCCCUGGUGCAACCAAUCCAUGGACUCGGACAGUGAACGACUGCACGAGAGGAAGAGUUCCAGGAAAAAGGACAAAGAGAAGCAAACAUGUAAAGGCUGCAACGAGAGCUUCAAUUUCACCAAGCGCAAACACCACUGCAAGUCCUGCGGAGCGGCCAUCUGUGCAAAGUGCUCAAAGACCCUGGACAACAAAACGAGCCGAGUGUGCCCGGAGUGUUUCGAAGCCAGCCUCAGUCUGGAGAAUCUCGGCGCCAGUGAACAGAAGAGGAAAGCAGCGCCUGAGAGACAGUCAUCUCUAACGGGGGAGAACUGUUUAAUGAGCGGCCACCUCCAAGUGCAGGAGAAAGGGAAGAGCUGGAACAAGAUGUGGGUGGCUGUUACCAAGGCUGAGCCACUGGUGCUGUACUUGCAGAGCAGUGGGCAGGAUUCUAAAGGAGCACGGGCAGUGCCUCUCCCCGGGUUCGAGGUGAGCGCGUCGCCGCCAUCGGCAGCAGAGAAGUCCGAGGGGAAACACGCGGUCCGGCUCACUCACGCGCAGCAGACUUUGCUCCUAAGUGCCCAAGAUGCAGAAGUUCAGGCCAAGUGGAUCGACGUCCUCUCCAGAGCUGCACGCGGAGAAUCGCCCACGGAUUCGUCGAGCAGCGUGACGGAACACAGGAAGAGCCAGUAGUGGCCCAAAGGAGCCAAAGGACUCGUGCCCACUCCUUCCCUCCUCCCUCCCUCUCCUGUGUAUAGAGCACACAUUACUUGAAUUCACUUUACCU